AUCAGUGACAAUUUGAACAUCACUACGCAGUGGUGGUGUGGGUCGCAGUCCACGUGCGCGUGCUGAACUUAAAGUGCCCUAUGUCAACAUUAUGCUGCAUAACUUCGCAAGGCUUUGAGCCAGAAUGAUUUCGAUCAUAUGCCGGCCAUAUUUCGUUGCAAAGACUUAUUGCAAACGAAAAAUUAAUAUUUUUGCGCCCGGGUGGUCGGGGAUCUCAGGGCUGUGCUGUAUUUAAUUUCGCACACACUUGCCGAGUAAAAAUGUUAAUGUCAGUUUGGUGCCUACUGUAAAUAAAGUGCCUGUGACUAAGCUACGCUAACACCGAAACACAAAAAUGUCAUAAUUUAAGUUUUAUACAAAAGAAAAAAAUGUCAGUGUGUCGUGAACCAGAGGAACGGGAAAUCCGUAAACCCAAUUAAUGUGACGCAGUAAAAUUUGUAAAUUUUCGGAAGUGCCAUAAGAUAGUAUAUUAAGAUUUAUUCUUUAAAUAGCUAACAUUAAAAGGGCUUUUAAAAGCAGUGUUCGUUGCAAAAAGCCCAAGAAGAACAACUUAGAAAUAUAUGAUUUAACCGGGUUCUAUAAGACAAAGGAUGGCUUUGACAAAUAUACAAGAAAGGCGCCAACACCCGUUUUCAUAUUGAACGUGAUUAGACAUCAUAAAAAGUGGAGACCGCCGAUAUGCCGACAUGCCGCCCCCUGGAGAAGACCAGUCGAAUGAGAAGUAUUACUCCGAUUUAGAGAUGAUCAAGCAACUUCAGAUUAUAAAAAGUCAAUUAUUCAGUCAAGGCCACUACGUUAGCAUGACCGACAUUGAUUCAAGCUCUCAACAGCAACAACACCUUCAGAACGAUCGAAGGCUGCAGGCCGGAGACUGCGUUCGAGAAUUGCACAAUCAACUGAGCAGCCAGUUUGGAGCACGAUUCGCAGCACCAAGCUCCCAUCACCAGCAGCAGCAAGAAGUUUCCGUAACAUCCGGAGGCUUGAUACCAUUCCUUCCGGCCUUCCUACAACCCCCAAUGCCAGCACAACAGCUUCUACAUCUCAUUCCUGGCCAAGUGAGUUCCCAAACUGCCGGCCACCUAAGUCAAAGUCAAGUAACUAUGCAAAAUGAGCCCUCCAGCGCACAAAAAAUGGCGUUAGCCCCCAUGUGGUCCACUGCAGCGGUGGCGGCUGCGCAUAUUCAGGCCGCUCUGGCAGCUGCUGCUGUAGCAGCUGUAAAUAAUAGUAAAUCGAACAACAAUUGUUCAAAUAACAACAAUAUACUCGCUACACCGACCAGUUUUAAUAAACCAUCGAGCGCAGAUUCCUCGGCUUAUCUCCCGUUCAUGGAGAUUGGAGAAUUCAGAAGAGCCGGAAAUGGGGGAGCUUGCUUAUCAAGGCCAGAGAGUCCAGCAUACGAGAACACACCUUACGAAAUCCUUUCCUAUAGCCAUAAUACACCCCCGGAGUCCCCACAUGGUCGGCAAUGCGAAAACUCGAAAAACUUUUCACCACCGCCGGUCGAUAACCAUAGUAUGGCAAGCUUAUCUGAGGCCCAAGAGUCUGAAAUGGAUGCUCCUCUGAAUCUCACCAAGCCAAAGAGAUCCCCCAGCUCUUCGCCCAACAGCUCCAAUCAAAAGGAUCAAAGUGAAAGCCUUACUCCUGUCGUAUCCAGUCCACCUCUGAGCUGGCACCAUGGGCAACAUCAAUAUGGUGAUAUAGAGUCGCCUCUUAUAAAGAGUCAUGGCAGAAUAUGGAGCACAACCGCUGCUGAUUCUGUUGGAUCGAGAACAACUCGAAUGAGCCGAGACUCGGUUAAUAGUUGUGGUACAAACUCAGAAAGAUCGGCGGCACUGGACCCAGACAUUAUCAACACAGGAGGAGGACCACUUGGCCCAUCGUCCCACGGAUUGAGGCAGGGAAACGGCCAUGUUCAUGGGAACGCUCAUGGCCAUAGCCAUGGGCACGGGCACAGCAAGCCGCACAUCAAGAGGCCCAUGAAUGCGUUUAUGGUGUGGGCGAAAGACGAGCGAAGAAAGAUAUUGAAGGCCUGCCCGGACAUGCACAACUCGAAUAUAUCUAAAAUUCUGGGCGCUCGCUGGAAAGCAAUGUCGAAUACCGACAAGCAGCCCUACUAUGAGGAACAGUCUCGGCUAUCAAAACUUCACAUGGAACAGCAUCCAGAUUACCGGUAUCGACCACGACCCAAGCGGACCUGCAUCGUGGAUGGUAAAAAGAUGCGUAUUUCUGAAUACAAAGUUCUGAUGCGUAAUCGGCGGGCCGAAAUGAGACAAUUGUGGUGCCGUACAGGAGGGGUCAGUGGUGGUUUGGCAAAUAGGUGCACUGACACCUGUCCGAAGGGACAGGACGGAGGACCGAAUGCUCAGCCAGUCUCAGCCGCUGCAGCUGCUUUCCAUUUGCAAGAUAUGUCAGGAGGUAAAGCAGCAUCUACGGUUCAUGGAAGUGACUGUGGGCACACAACUUCACAUCAGUUCUUUUAUCCUCCGGAAAGCUUAUCCCCCUCUGGCUUUUCUUCCGAUGAUGUCGAGUUUGCAUCCCAACGCGAGAUGGAUGAUUAGAAACCACAAUCGCAAUAGUAACGCUGGCAAGACUUGUCUUUCCAGAUAACAUUUAAGAAAUAAUACCAAUAUAUACAGCUUUGUAAAUACAAGACAGCUAGAUUAGUUACGUUUGAUUAGCCAUUUAAGUUUCAGUUCAAGUGCCAUUAUAAAUAUAUAUAUAAUUAAUUUGUGAAAAUAUAGUUCUCGAGGCACUCGGUCUUGGGAACAUUGCAAUUUUUGUGCCAUUUAUGCACCAAUGCUGUAGCCAGAAAAAUAAGGCAUAAACAAAUAGUGGUAGUUAGUAUCGUUUAAUAUUGUAAAAUAUAUACUAUAUGCCUAAUUAGGUUCAUGUGUAAAUGUCAAAUUUGUAUGCGUCCAAAUACUCAAACGUAGUUGAAUAGAAAAAAUAGGUACAUACCUACAUAAAUAUAUCCACAGCUGUAGAUUUUCAUGAUUUCAAAUUAAAUAAAACGCCGAGUAGGCGUACUUGGUGAACACA
Messenger RNA from Drosophila ficusphila, 3039 nucleotides. RefSeq lists its product as uncharacterized. The transcript has 5 exons. Gene Ontology annotation, biological process: cell fate commitment; regulation of transcription by RNA polymerase II. Gene Ontology annotation, cellular component: nucleus. Bases 687 to 2558 code for a protein of 623 amino acids. Gene Ontology annotation, molecular function: RNA polymerase II cis-regulatory region sequence-specific DNA binding; DNA-binding transcription factor activity, RNA polymerase II-specific. Lineage: Eukaryota; Metazoa; Arthropoda; Insecta; Diptera; Drosophilidae. The record is from RefSeq and is a predicted model, not a curated record.